AUGUCUUCUCAAGAACGUUCAAUAUCGCCAAUGUAUUCAAUAUCACCAAUGCCUUCAAUAGAAAAAGUCUCUCGGGCACUACAAGAAAACUCUGUUUCUAGUUCUGCUUCAUCUAGUAACGACAUAAAUAAUAAAACUAGCAGAGCUAAUUUGCAGGCCACAGAUGAAAUAGUUGAUAUUUUAAAGUCUUUCGAAGAAAUAACAAGACAUUUUUCUGGAUCGAAAUAUCCUACAAUAAACCUUAUAUAUCCUUAUGUUCAUAUGUUGAAAAAUAAGUAUGCACCAGUAGUUGAAAAAAAUGAAUCUGUCGAAGAUUGGUUAGAUUUAAUUUAUGGAUCAUCAUUAGAAAGUUCAGAUGAAAAUACAAGCAUUAGCAGUAGUGAUAAAGAUAGUAUACCGUUAGCUGGAAAUAGGAAACAGUGGCAGUAUGCACAUAGAAGUAUAUAUAGUCAAGGUCAGAGUCAGAGUCGUAAACGUAUCAAGUAUAAAAGACAUGAUGAUACAAAUACUGUAAAAUAUUUACCAUCUACAAACUGCGAAGGAAUUCUAGAAAAAAUGUGUGCUGCAAUUUACUUAUCUUUCGAUAAAUUAUGGGGUAUCCCUAAUGAAGUAGAAUUGAAAGCUUCUAUGUUGGAUCUGCAAAUAUUAAAGUUACUUCCAUUUGUAACUAAUGAGGAACGUAAAAACACAGAGUUACAACUUCGUGAAGAAUUAUUAGUGUUAGAAGCUCAAUUUAAUCAGAAUAAUGAUAAUUUAGGUACUGCUAUUACUGUAGAGGAGGAGGAAUAUGAUUUUUUAAGUGCUGAAUUAUGGGGCUUGUUUGCAAUACCCAAUUCACAAGCUGUUGCUGAAGAUGAGCUAAUAUGA
Dentiscutata erythropus is the source of this 867-nucleotide messenger RNA. NCBI's taxonomy places the organism in Eukaryota, Fungi, Glomeromycota, Glomeromycetes, Diversisporales, Gigasporaceae. The record is from the annotation of a GenBank genome assembly.